GCACGAAAUCUCGAAACCUAAUCUUCCAAACCUCAAACAACCGCACUGACCUCCCACCCGCGCUUCAGGCCUUCAAAAGUUCAGCUAGCCGAACCGAUCGAGCGACGACCUCUAUAUAUACUUGCCGACCUCGCAUUUCAUUUUUGUCAUCCAAGGCAAGAACAGCUAGCAAACCUGAUCAGAGAACCGAGCAGCUAUAGCCAUUAAUUGAGGAGCAAUGGAGUCGGCGAGCGGUGUCAUGAGGUUCUGCUGCUGCGUGUCGAGCCUUCUUCUCCUCUGCUUCCUGCUCCCCUGCGCCCUCGCCGAGGAGCGGUUCUACGAGUUCGUUGUCCAGGAGACGGUAGUGAAGAGGCUGUGCAAGACGCAGAAGAUCAUCACGGUGAACGGGCAGUUCCCGGGGCCGACCAUCGAGGUGCACGACGGCGACACGCUGGCGAUCAGGGCCGUGAACAUGGCGCAGUACAACGUGACGCUCCACUGGCACGGGCUCCGGCAGCUGCGGAACGGGUGGGCCGACGGGCCGGAGUUCGUGACGCAGUGCCCCAUCCGGCCCGGGUCCAGCUACACGUACCGGUACACCAUCCAGGGGCAGGAAGGCACGCUGUGGUGGCACGCGCACAGCUCCUGGCUCCGCGCCACCGUGCACGGCGCGCUCAUCAUCCACCCCAAGAGGGGCCUCCCUUACCCGUUCCCCAAACCAAACAAGGAGUUCCCUGUCCUCCUCGCGGAGUGGUGGAGGAAGGACCCGAUCGCGGUGAUCAGGCAGUCCAUGGUCACCGGCGCGCCGCCCAACAUCUCCGACACGAUCCUCAUCAAUGGACAGCCCGGAGAUUUCCUUGAGUGCUCCAGCCAAGAGACGAGCAUCAUUCCGGUGGUCGCCGGCGAGACGAACCUGCUGCGGAUCAUCAACGCGGCCAUGAACUCGGAGCUCUUCGUGUCCCUCGCGGGCCACAAGAUGACGGUGGUGGCCGCCGACGCCGUGUACACCAGGCCCUUCGAGACCACCGUGGUGCUCCUCGGCCCCGGCCAGACAACCGACGUGCUCGUCACCGCCGACGCCGCCCCCGCCCGCUACUACCUCGCCGCGCGCGUCUACGCUUCCGCCCAGGGCGUCCCCUUCGACAACACCACGGCCACGGCCAUCUUCCAGUACAAGAACGCCGCCGGCUGCCCGACCACCACCAACCCCGCCCUCAACGGCCCAGUGGGCCGUCCUUCCCAACGAUCCUCUGCCCAUCCGGGCCGCGCAGGGCCGGCACCAUUGAUGCCGGCCUUGCCGGCCUUCAACGACACGAACACGGCGACGGCGUUCUCGAAGAGCAUCCGGAGCCCGAGGCCGGUGAAGGUGCCGGGGCCGGUGACGCAGGAGGUGUUCACCACGGUGGGGUUCGGGCUGUUCAACUGCCGGCCUGGCCCGUUCUGCCAGGGGCCCAACAACACCCGGUUCGCGGCGAGCAUGAACAACGUCUCCUUCCAGCUCCCCAACACCGUGUCCCUGCUACAGGCGCACUACCACCACGUCCCGGGCGUCUUCACCGAGGACUUCCCGGCCGUCCCGCCGGUCAUCUUCGACUUCACAUCGCAGAACGUGCCCCGGUCGCUGUGGCAGCCCGUGAAGGGGACCCGGCUGUACCGGGUGAAGUACGGCGCCGUGGUGCAGAUGGUGUUCCAGGACACGGGCAUCUUCGCGGCGGAGGAGCACCCCAUGCACAUCCACGGGUACCACUUCUACGUGCUGGCAACCGGGUUCGGCAACUACGACGCCAGGCGGGACGCCGCCAAGUUCAACAUGGUGGAUCCGCCUAGCCGGAACACCAUCGGCGUGCCCGUCGGCGGGUGGGCCGUGGUGCGGUUCGUGGCGGACAAUCCGGGCGUGUGGCUCGUGCACUGCCACAUCGACGCGCAUCUCACGGGAGGGCUCGGCAUGGCGCUGCUGGUGGAGGACGGCAAGGCCGAGCUCCAGGCCACGGUGCCGCCGCCGCUCGACUUGCCCAUCUGCGGCGUCGACGGCCUGUAGACAGUUCACUGUAGGCAAUUUCCUUGCUUUCUGUACAUGGUGGGAAAACGGGAGAGUGUGUGGGAGUCUGGGAGAGGGGGUGCGUGGUAGUACAUGUUGGGAUGCUAGUAUCUGUUUGCGUUUCGUAUUUGGCAUUUGUAAUUUGGAUUGUGAUUUGAAUUUGUAAAGAAAAGGGAAAGGUUACUUUCGUUAAAAGGGCCUCUUUCUGAUUUCAAGGCA
Messenger RNA from Brachypodium distachyon (stiff brome), 2236 nucleotides. RefSeq names its product laccase-3. Gene Ontology annotation, molecular function: copper ion binding; hydroquinone:oxygen oxidoreductase activity. Gene Ontology annotation, biological process: lignin catabolic process. Lineage: Eukaryota; Viridiplantae; Streptophyta; Magnoliopsida; Poales; Poaceae. Gene Ontology annotation, cellular component: apoplast. Bases 218 to 2017 code for a protein of 599 amino acids. The record is from RefSeq and is a predicted model, not a curated record. The transcript is spliced from 4 exons.